Messenger RNA from Corapipo altera (White-ruffed manakin), 1383 nucleotides. RefSeq names its product bifunctional methylenetetrahydrofolate dehydrogenase/cyclohydrolase, mitochondrial-like. Gene Ontology annotation, cellular component: mitochondrion. Gene Ontology annotation, biological process: tetrahydrofolate interconversion. Gene Ontology annotation, molecular function: methylenetetrahydrofolate dehydrogenase (NAD+) activity; methenyltetrahydrofolate cyclohydrolase activity; methylenetetrahydrofolate dehydrogenase (NADP+) activity. The transcript is spliced from 4 exons. The record is from RefSeq and is a predicted model, not a curated record. The coding region runs from base 145 to 666 and encodes 173 amino acids. Lineage: Eukaryota; Metazoa; Chordata; Aves; Passeriformes; Pipridae.
UGGUUGGCACUGCCCAGGCUCCCCAGGGCAGUGGGCACAGCCCCAAGGCUACCAGAGCUCCAGGGUUGUUCAGACAACGCUCUCAGGGACAGGGUGGGAUUGUUGGGGUGUCUGCAGGGCCAGGAGCUGCCCUUGGUGAUCGUGAUGGGUCCCUUCCAACUCAGGGUACUCCAUGAUUCUCUGAUCUUGCCCUCUGCAGGGAUCCCAACGCUGGGCAAGAACGUGGUGGUGGCCGGGAGGUCGAAGAACGUGGGGAUGCCCAUCGCGAUGCUGCUCCACACUGAUGGCAAACACGAGCGGCCUGGAGGUGAUGCCACAGUCACGAUCUCCCACCGCUACACCCCCAAGGAGCAGCUGAAGCAGCACAUGAUCCGUGCAGACAUCGUGGUGGCAGCAGCAGGCAUUCCCAACCUGAUCACAGCUGACAUGAUCAAAGAAGGAGCUGCAGUGAUUGAUGUGGGAAUAACCAGAGUGCAGGAUCCUGUCACUGCCAAGUCCAGGCUGGUUGGGGACGUGGAUUUUGAAGGGGUGAGGAAGAAGGCCAGUUACAUCACCCCGGUGCCGGGCGGGGUGGGGCCCAUGACCGUGGCCAUGCUGAUGAAAAACACCAUCAUUGCUGCCAAGAAGCUGCUGAAACCCAAAGAGUUGGAAGCACUGACUGCUUGACCUGGGCCAUCCUUCUCCUUCGUAGCACUGAAAGCAACAUUCCAAACUGACUCCCAAACAGGCCGAUAGAAAAUGCAAUAUUUUUUUAUUUAUUGUCUCAGAAUGGGAAAAAUUUCCCACUCGGAGGUCGCAGGUAUUUAUUGGAGCUGAAGCAGCUGCAUCUGGUGGUACUGAGGUGUGUAAAUCUUCAUGCCUGUGCUCCUCCUGCUUGUUAAGCUGCUCUGUGUGUGAGCCAGACCUGCUCCUGCAGGAAUUUGGGAUCCUGGGAAUGCAGCUUUCCCGGGAGCUCCAUCAGCACUCCCUUGGGAUAUUUGCUCCAUGGUACAAAGCCUUGAUGGUUCUGUUCUCACAGAUCUGGAGUGUGGCUUGUGCUGCUCUCCUGCUCAAUGCUGGAUGUUUAGUUUGAGCUCUUCUGUAGAAGAAAUUACUUGAAAAAUUAAAAAUAAAGCCAUAUUUGUGCUCUGAGGCUGUGGAGGGCCCUGGGCAGUGGCAGAGCUGUUGUAACAUGUUCUAGUGUGCAGCUAAGCUGGGGUUUUUUUGCUGUUUGGUUGGUGAAUUUUUUAAAAAGCCUUUUUUUUUCUAACCAAAGAAAAGUGUGAGGAGAGUUUGGUGUCCACAAAGGGCACACAGGAGGUUCCCUGGGCUGUGUUAUGAAGUGUGUAACUAGUGAGUAAUGCAGGCUAACAAAAUAAAGUGUGAGAAGACAAAAAAAAAAAA